Messenger RNA from Ruditapes philippinarum (Manila clam), 1019 nucleotides. RefSeq lists its product as uncharacterized. The transcript has 6 exons. Lineage: Eukaryota; Metazoa; Mollusca; Bivalvia; Venerida; Veneridae. Bases 93 to 947 code for a protein of 284 amino acids. The record is from RefSeq and is a predicted model, not a curated record.
AUCAACUAGAAACUGACAGAAUAGUAAAAGAGGAAGAUUUUGCAAAGAUUAUUACAAGUAAUCAAGAGAAGUUUAAAGAGCAUGCAAGGAAAAUGGAAUGUGAAGUAAAACAAAAAGAAGCUUACAUGGUUAGGUUGAAAGAGGAAUUGACUAAAGAAAAGAAAAAACACGAUUCAGAAAAAAAGGACUUAUUGUUAAGGUUGAGUAAAGUUACAGGAGGAAACCUAACGUUAGAUAAUCCAAAUAUUGCUAAUCUAAGUGACAAGAACCGUCCCACCAAACUUGCAGAGGAAUUUUCUGAACUUUAUGACAAUGAAUGGACGGAUACAUUUGAAGUUCUUAAAACUGAUGAACAGGAUAGAACGACCUUCAUGCUUCAUUUAUUACAGAGAGCAAGCACUUUUUGUAAGCAAAUAUCAAACGAUCAUAUGGAGAGUAUCAAGAAAAGUUUGUGUUCUCUGACUCUCCGAACUCAGUUGCCGAACAGGAUUAAUGUUGGCACAAAUGAAAUGUUGGGAAUCCUCAAAAAUGAAAAGAAUCAAGUUUUAAAGAAUGAGGUGAUUACAAUGCCUUUUGACACUUUGCAAACUCAUCAAAGGAAGAUUGUGAUGGAUUUGCGAAAGUUUGUUGAAAAACAGCUAUCUAAUCAGCUUGAAAUGGAGGUCGCAAAUGUUAUAGCUUCUGAAAAUGAUAUCAAUACAGAAGGAGAUGAUACGGUUGUAAAAUAUAUAAAGAAAUGUGUUAACAUAUGCUGGACAAUGUGUAAACACGAGCCCCCCGUACACAUUGACUUCCCUGUUCUACAAGUCAAUCACAAAUUUGAUACUAAUGUUUUCAAACCGUACACAAAGUCAGGCAAAUAUCUGCAUUUCAUUGUAUGGCCUGCAUUGUUCCUUUACAAGGAUGGUCCAAUGCUUUGCAAAGGGGUUGCACAAGGAAAAAAUUGACAAGCAAGUACUGUUUCUUGUUUUUAUUCAUCAAAUAUAUUAAUUUCUGUAACCAUUUUGAAACCUUCUAUU